Closterium sp. Naga37s-1 is the source of this 6318-nucleotide messenger RNA. The record is from the annotation of a GenBank genome assembly. Lineage: Eukaryota; Viridiplantae; Streptophyta; Zygnematophyceae; Desmidiales; Closteriaceae.
AUGGCUGUCCCGCUUUCUACCCUCACAUUCCUAUGCCUCUCGCUCAACCUCACAGUCUGCCACGUCUACAAGGCCUCGCUGGCCACGUGUACAGCCAGUGACACAUCAGCAACGCACACCUGUCCCUGUCCCCCAUGGACGGCUGUAGUAAGCGCCACGUGGCCGCGGAGCGAAGACAGCGCCGCCGCGUGCAGCCAGAGGCUACUCGUCCGCGCAGCCUCUGCCAUCUCCGCCACUGCGCGCGACAUUGCGCGGGAAGGGGGCGGUAGCAGGUGCGCGAGUGCUGUAGCGCGUGCCAUUGCGUGGGAGAGGGGGAGUAGCAGCCUCCCCCUCUCCCCGUCCCCACUUCCUCCCCCAUUCCCCCACCCCUCCCCCCUGCCCCAUUCCCCCCUCUUCCCGCCGCCCCCGCACCUCUCUAUCCAAACAUCUUUCCCAUUCAACCUGUGCUGUCGCACCGCCAGCUGGCUGCCUCUGAUUGGCCGAGAACCGUCGUUUCUGUCGGAGCGGUGGAGCGAGCAGCUGCUGCAGGGCAGCCCGUGGCGUGCCACGUGUCCCUCGCCCUUCCUCAGAUCGGGUGUCUCUCUCCGCCUGCUGCCUUCCCCCAGCCUCCCCGUGCAAGGGGAAGGGGCGCAGCGCGGGGGCAGCUGGGAGGGGGGAGCGGCGUGCGCGGAGGGGGGAGUGCUUUGGGGAGGGGAGGCAGCUGAGGAGAUAUGUGUGAUUGUAUUGAGGGGUGAAAGAGGGAGAGGGCGGAGGGGUGGAGAGGGAAGGAGGGGGCGAUGGGAAAGUGAUGAAGCUUGGAGGGAUGGAGCAGCAGAGGGGAUGGGUGAGGGUGUGGGUGGGGGAAGAGAAGUAGAGAAGACCGAACAGAGCACUUUGGACCUUUCAAGGCAAGAGAGAGGGGAGGAACGGAGGAAAGAGCGAGUGGAGGAGCGUGUGAGAGUGAAAGGGAAGGGAGGGAAGGAGAAGAAGGCAGGGAAAAAAGGAAAGGAGAAGAAGGAAGAGAAGAGAGGGAAGGAGAAGAAGGAAGAGAAGAAGAAGAAGAAACGGAGUGAAGAGAAGGAGAAGAAGGAAAGGAAAAGAGGGAAGGAAUUAAAGGAAGGGAGUGGAGGGAAGGAGAAGAGAGAGAAGGAAGAAACAGCAGGGAAGGAAGGGAAGGAAAGGAAGGAAGGGGAGGAAAGGAAGGGAGGGAAGGAAGGGAAAGACAAGAGGGAAGGGAAGGAAGGGAAGGAAAGGAAGGAAGGGGAGGAAAGGAAGGAAGGGGAGGAAAGGAAGGAAGGGAAGGAAGGGAAAGACAAGAGGGAAGGGAAGGAAGGGAAGGAGAAGAAAAGAGGGAAAGAAGGAAUUCCAACGCAAGGAAGGUCAAGAGGCAGCAGCAAGGCAGCACCUUCUGACGAUGACCCUCAUGCUCUCAUAAAGCUGGGCGAGUCUCAGAUGGUGUCCAAUCAGAUCCAAGCGGCACUGGACUCGUUCAGCCGGGCCGUUGCUCUGAUACCAAACGAUGCGGAGGCGUGGCGGCUGCAGGGGUGGGGGCACAAGGAGGCCGGCAACUGGCGCGAGGCAGAGGCGAGCUUCAGUAGGAGCGUUCAGCUGAAUGAGAGUUUCCUUCCUGCACUGAUCAUGUGGGUGGAGCUGAGGCAUGUAGCAGGAGACCACAGGGGCGCGUUGCAGCUGCUGGAGGCGGCACUGCAGCACCACCCGGCAAGCGUGCAGCUCAGAUACCUCGAGGCCUCCUGCCACCACGCUGUUGGCAACUUUGUUCAAAGCAGGGAGGUGGCAACGCACAUGGCAAUGGUCAUCAACGACCCCUUCCCUGACUUUAGCAUCAACGACCUUUUCAGCAGCGUCUUCAAGGAGGGGUGGGCGCGUACGUUCCACCCAGCACAAGUGGUGCAGAGAGGCUAUGCCAUGCUCGCGGAUUCCCACGCCCUCCUCUCCUCCCUGCAGCGCCGCCAGCUGCUUCUCGUGCAGCGAGCUGAGGAGGAGGAGCGAGAAGAGGAAGAGAGGAAGAGGAAAGAGAGGAGGGCAGGGAGGAGGAAGGGGGUCGGAGCAGGGGUUUCCUUGGCUGAUAGGAAGAGGGAGCUGCUGAGGCAAGAGUCAUUUGAGAGCGGCUUUGGGUCCUCCACGCCCAUGGUCUCUGGUCCCGCCCACAACAUCCGCUACGCCAUGCACGCUCCCAGGGCGCUGGCAAUGGUGAAGGCCAUCAUAGCGGAGCAGGGCAAGGUGUACCGAGGGGGGUACGAGGAGAUCGUUCUUUCCACACAUGCCCUGCAGCAGGUGGCAGCAGCCUCGGACCACACCCAUCUGUGGCAGGCGGUGCAGCAGCCCUUCUUUGUCUUCACACCCUGCCAGAGCACCGCCUUCCCCAACAAGACGCUCAACGGCACUCGCCUUGCCCUCUUGACCAGGCUGUACGGUGUGGAGUUUCUCAUAGAAACGGUGCUCACGCCUCAUAGGUGGAAUGAAUUCGAUGCCGAGAUGGCAGCCUCCUGGAAGGCCAUCUGCCUGGCAGUGGCAAACACGCCUCUCCACGAUUCUGACCUCCUGGCCUACCGCAAGGCAGUACAGGACAGCAUUCUCAGAAUGGCGUACUACUGGUACAAUUUCAUGCCAUUGGCGCGCGGCACGGCCAUGACAGGCCACGUCGUCACGCUCGGCCUGCUCCUCGCCAUCGACCUCCACGCCUCCAAACCCAUUCCCCCUGCCGUCCAGGUGGACUGGGAGUCCAUCCUGUGCCCCUCAGCCGCUCUCUUCCUCCGCUCCGUCUCCUCCUGGCUCUACCCCUCUCUCACCCACUCGCCUCGCCUCAAGGAGCUUCUGAGUGUGGAGGACGCGUUCCCCUCCAUGGGAGAUGUUGUGGAUGUGCUCAGUGCGGCGGUGGAGGAGGGGGGAAAGGAAAGGGGAGCGGAGAGGGGAAAGGUGGGGGGAGUGGAAGGUGGAGAGGAGGAAAUGCAAGGAAGCACAGGCGGAGACGGGCGGCCUGGAGGGCCCUUAGAAGGAAAGGAAUCGACGACAGGAGGCGAGUCUAGUGAGAGUUCCAGCAGUGUGGGUAUGAAGACGGUGGGGAAACUUGAGAUGAGAUCGGGUGUGGCUGGGGGGGAUAAGGUUGAGGUUGAGGGUGGGGAGGAGAGAGAAUCUAAGGAGGGGGGAGAGAGUGAGGGUGGGAGGAGAGGACGGAGAGGGGGGCGGAGGGCACAGAGGGAGAAGGAGAGAAGGGAGAGGGAAGAGCGGUUGCGAGAGGAGGAGAGAGCAAGGGAGGAAGGAGCAAUCGAAGGGAAAGGGGAGGAGCAAGUAAGUGAGAAAGGAGGAAGCGAAGUCAGAAAGGAUGGGAAAGAGAGGACGCAGGAGCUAGAGGAGGAGAGAGCAAGGGAGGAAAGAGAGAGGGAAGGGAAAGGGGAGGAGCGAGUGAGUGAAGUCGGAAAGGAGGGGAAAGAGAGGACGCAGGAGCUAGAGGAGGAGGUUGAGAGUGAGGGAGGUGGGGUAGGAGGCAAAGGGAGAGGGUUGGCAGGCGGUGAUAGGGAGAGGGGAGGGGUGGCAGAUGAGGACGAUAAGGCAGCAGACCGAGGUGGUGCGACAGCAGACCGAGGUGGUGCGACAGCAGUGGAGGAAGGGAGGGAGAAGAGGGGGAGGAGAGGGAGGGGGCGGAGAGAGGAGAGGAGAUUGAGGAGGGAGAAAGGGGAGGAACGAGAGGAAGAGGCGGGUGGUGUGGAGGAGCAUGAGAACAAGGCAAAGGGCAAAGGGGACGUAAAGGUAAUCACUGCGGGCACAUCUACUAUCAAGGACAAUGAGAAGGACGUGGAGAGGGAGAAGGAAAAGGAGAAGGAGAAGGUGAAGGAGAAGGAGAGGGAGAAGAAGGAGAAGGAACACAAGAGAGAGAAGAUGGUAAAGGAGAAGGGAGAACAAGAGAUGGUGGCAGCUGCAGAGUCCAGGCGGAAUCCAGUCAAGGGGAGAGCUGGUGCCCGUCCAAAGCAGCGGUGGGGUAGCGACGUGACUCUCGAAGCAGCAGUGGGGCUGGCUCAAGCAGGUAACUACGAGGCUGCAGUUGAAGCAUUUGCACAGCUGGAGGAGCAGGGCGAGGAGGAGUCUGCAGGGCUGCUGGCAUGGAGGGGGGCGGCCAACUCCCUCACAGGCCGCCACACGCAGGCCAUCACCGACCUCACCGAGGCCCUGAAGAUCAUCCCGUCAGAUCUGCCCAUCUACCAGAGCCUGCUGCAGCACCGAGCCGUCUCGCACCUCAAGCUGCAGCGAUUCACAGAGGCCAUAGCGGAUUGGACUACCAUGAUCGAUGCCGACUCGAGCAAUGUAGCUGCCAUUCGUGAGAGAGGCAUGGCUCGUGUGAACCGCAGGGCUUUCAAGGACGCCAUUCCGGACCUCACCACCGCACUGCACCACUUUCCACACGAGCACACCCUCCGCCUCUUCCUGGGCAACGCCUUAUACUACAUGGGGCGGCGGUCUGAAGCAGCAGCAGCGCUGCAGGCGGUGGUGCGUGCAGAGCCGCAGCGGGGGGAGGCGUGGCGCGUGCUGGGGGACGUGCGGAGGGACAUGGGGGAGGUGGGGGAGGCGGAGAGGUGCUAUGGGCAUGCGUUAAAGGCGUUUCCCAGUGAUAUGCCCACGUUGCACUCGUGGGUGAAGCUGCUGCAAUCCACCGGCAGACACAGGGAGGUAAUCAACCUGAUCUCAAAGUACCUCCUCUACCACCCCACUAAUGUGGAGCUGCACUAUUGGCGACAAAUUCACGCCAUCUCCCCACUCCUCUCCCCAUUCCUCUCUCCACUCCUCCCCACCCCUCUCCCCACUCCUCCCACUCCCCUUCCCACUCCUCUCCCCACUCCUCUCCCCGUUCCCCUCCCCACUCCACUCCCGUUCCCUCUCUCCUCAACCAUCCCUCCACCAGGAGAGCUGGGCAUACCGCUAUCCACGAGAUGCGCUGCUCCAGGCAGGCUACAAGCGCAAGGCCCUUCUGUCAUUGCCUCGGUCUCCCAAGUCCUCUCCUCACUGCCCUCCCCACUCCUGAUUCCGCCAUCCCCUCACCAGGAGAGCUGGACGUACCGCUAUCCACCAGAUGCCCUGCUGCGGGCAGGCUACGAGCCCAUGGCUCUGCCGCCAUCUGGAGGACGGGGCAACGGCAGCACAUGCAGUGGGGAGGGCGAGGGGGCAAGGCUGGGUGCUGCCCACGUGGAGGCUGUUGAUUGGGCGGACCGGCUGGGCAGCCUGAUUCAGUACCACUGUGCUGGCUUCCUCAAUAACGGGCGGCAGCAAAGGGCAGCAGGGCUAGCCAUGCUGGCCAUCAUGCAGGCCCUCAGGCACGAGUGGGUCCCAUUCAGACACUCUCCCACUCCCCUCUCCAAUCACACCAAUCAUCUCAUUGUAUCCCCAUUGCACCAAAUGCAAUGCACACAGCAAAGGGCGGCGGGGCUAGCCAUGCUGGCGAUCAUGCACGCACUCAGGCACGAGUGGGCCCGCCUUCUCGCCUCCUCGUCUCGCCCAGCCAGUGCCAGCAGCGGCGCUGACGUGGCGCUGACGGAGAGUGGGUUCAACAAGGGGGUCAUCUCCAGCACCCCCAUCUCAUACGGCCAAUCGCUUAACUUCAAAUACGGCGCAUACGCCGACAGGGCGUUUGUGAUUCUGAAGCAGCUGCUGCUGGAGAGAGGAGUGGUGAAGGCGCAGGAUGGGCUUGUGGAGGUUCCACUCACCAAGGCCGUGCUCAGAAAGGCGCGCAAGGCCAGCACCCACACGCAGCUAGCCGCGGCAGUCAGCCAACCCUCCUUCUACACGCCGCUGCUCAUCCCCAGCUCCGCACAGCCCGGGAAGCUUAUUGAAGGCUCACGAAUAUCAGUAUUUCCUAAUCCCGACUCGCCCGAGCCCGAGCUAGCAAUCGAGCUCAUGCUCAAGCCGGAGCGGUGGAGGGAGUAUGAGAGUGAGAUGGAUGCGGUGUGGCAGGCCAUCCGCCUGGCAGUGGUGAACACGUCUCUCCGCGACUCUGACUUCCCGGCCUACCGCAAGGCAGUUCAGGACAGCGUACUCAGAAUGGCCUAUUACUGGUACAACUUCCAGCCCUUGUCGCGAGGUACAUCAGGCACGGGUUACGUGGUAACGCUCGCUAUGCUACUGUCCAUGGACCUGCAAGUCACCACCGCCAUCCCUCCGGGCGUGCAGGUUGACUGGGAGGCGCUCCUCUCACCAACUCCCGCAGACUUCACAGCCGCCAUCUCAGAGUGGCUGUACCCGUCGCUCGCGUAUACUCCAGAGUUGGCCCAGAUCCCACAGAUCAGUGACACGUUUCCAUGCCUUCGUGAGGUUUUCCUUGCUCUAGAGUAG